Messenger RNA from Pecten maximus, 1470 nucleotides. RefSeq names its product target of rapamycin complex subunit lst8-like. The transcript has 9 exons. Gene Ontology annotation, biological process: regulation of actin cytoskeleton organization; TOR signaling. The record is from RefSeq and is a predicted model, not a curated record. Gene Ontology annotation, molecular function: protein binding. Gene Ontology annotation, cellular component: TORC1 complex; TORC2 complex. Bases 121 to 1077 code for a protein of 318 amino acids. NCBI's taxonomy places the organism in Eukaryota, Metazoa, Mollusca, Bivalvia, Pectinida, Pectinidae.
CAGUUUUUAUUCACCUCAGAUAUUUAUUAUUUACUUCCGCAAGGUGCACGCUAUGGAGCGAGUUUGACACCGACCUACUAUUAUGGAGAAUAUGUAGCCCAAACAGAAGAUUUUAGAGAUAUGAGCGGGUCUAACGGUAACACGGAUCCGGUGAUCUUGGCCACUGCUGGAUAUGACCACACGAUCAGGUUCUGGCAGGCUCACAGCGGGAUAUGUUACCGAACUGUACCCCAUCCAGACUCUCAAGUCAAUGCAUUGGAAAUAACACCAGACAAACAACUAAUAGCAGCAGCAGGUUAUCAGCAUAUACGUAUGUAUGAUCUUAACUCCAACAAUCCAAAUCCUGUCAUUAACUACGAAGGCAUUUCCAAAAACAUCACAGGUGUUGGGUUUCAGGAAGAAGGCAAAUGGAUGUACACAGGUGGUGAGGAUAACAAUGUGCGCAUCUGGGACCUCAGAUCCAGAAAUCAACAGUGCCAAAGGCUGUUCCAAGUGAAUGCUCCAAUCAACUGUGUCUGUCUCCACCCAAAUCAGGGAGAAUUAUUUAUUGGAGACCAAAGUGGGUCCAUUCAUAUAUGGGACUUGAAGACAAACAAUAACGAACAGCUUAUACCUGAACAAGACGCCUCAAUCCACUCCAUCAGCAUUGACCCCAUGGGUACAAUGAUGGCCGCUGUAAAUAACAAGUGUAGUUGUUACAUAUGGACGCUGACAGGAGGGCGGGGCACAGAUCCAACUAAACUACACCCCAAGACCAAAUUUGAGGCACACAGUCGAUACGCACUCAAAUGUUUGUUCAGUCCAGAUUCCACGUUGCUGGCCACUACUUCAGCAGAUCACACAGCAAAGAUUUGGCGAACAGCCGACCGCACGUUGAUGACUGAACUCAGGGACAACACCCAGCGUUGGGUAUGGGAUUGUGCCUUCAGUGGCGACUCCCAGUAUAUCAUUACAGCAUCUUCAGACAACACUGCAAGACUAUGGAGCGUUGACACAGGAGAAGUCAAGAAGGAAUACAGCGGCCACCAAAAGGCUGUGGUUGCCAUGGCAUUUAGGGAUGAAAUUGUUGUUCAUUGAUGAAGGAGUUUUAACAUUGGACUGUAAAACCUUGUCAGUUAUUUAUUUCAUGUAUCACCGAUGAAAUGCAAGAUGCAAGGACUUAAUAAUGCCUUUUAUCAAAUCCUAAAAGUAUUGAUGAAUAAGGUAUUCAAACAUGAUGUGUUCUUGCAUAAGUGUCUUUCAUCCACUCAAUAAAUGUUGAGGAUUAAUGAACGCAGCUUUGCCCAUAUAUGGACAAUGUGACAAAGAAACUUUCAUUAGGCACGGCCGACGUAACCCAAACUGACCAUUGGCUGGUCAGUAAGAACUCUUGCUUUUAAGGAGAGGCUGGCAGAUGAAGUGAAGGGACGAGUAUGGUACGAUAACGCUAAUUAAAACAACAGUAUAUAUACAACACAAAUGAAUCAUAAU